Anopheles stephensi (Asian malaria mosquito) is the source of this 1132-nucleotide messenger RNA. Its product is annotated as zinc finger matrin-type protein 2. Gene Ontology annotation, biological process: mRNA splicing, via spliceosome. Gene Ontology annotation, molecular function: zinc ion binding; nucleic acid binding. Lineage: Eukaryota; Metazoa; Arthropoda; Insecta; Diptera; Culicidae. Bases 158 to 751 code for a protein of 197 amino acids. Gene Ontology annotation, cellular component: spliceosomal complex; U4/U6 x U5 tri-snRNP complex. The transcript has 2 exons. The record is from RefSeq and is a predicted model, not a curated record.
CGCUGCACGCUCGCUUUGAUCGCAUUGUUAUUGUUAUUGCGAUAGCACAGGCACAACUCGGGACGCGGUGUAAACAAAGCUAGGAGAUAGUAAAAGUGAAGAGUGAAAACCAAAAAAAACGUUCCCCAUUCGGUAGAGGAUACUACGCUUCUGAAGGAUGUCGAUGCGACCGGACGAUCAUCGUCGGAAGUGGGACCGGAAGGAGUACGAACGGCUCGCGCACGAACGCAUCCUUGCCAAGGAUAAGGGCAACGAGGACGAUGGCGAACCCGUCACGAAGGAGCUGCUCAAGCAGCGCGAGUACAAGGUCGACCUGGACAGCAAGCUGGGCAAGAGUAUGGUCAUCAACAAGAGCACACCGUCGUCCCAGUCCGGCGGCUACUACUGCAACGUGUGCGACUGUGUCGUGAAGGAUUCGAUCAACUUUCUCGACCACAUCAAUGGCAAGAAACAUCAGCGCAAUCUCGGUAUGUCGAUGAAGGUCGAACGGAGCUCGCUGGACCAGGUGAAGGAACGGUUCAAGAUCAACAAAAAGAAGACGGAGGAGAAGAAGAAAGACUACGAGCUGGAGUCGCGGGUAAAGGAAGCGAAGGAAGAGGAAGACCGGUACCGGGAGUACAAGCGCGAGAAGAGAAAGGAGCGCAAGCGAAAGCACGACGAGGACGAGCCCGAUCCGGAUCUGGAUGCGGGCAGUUCGGAGAUGGCCGCCAUAAUGGGAUUUGCCGGGUUCGGUGGAUCGAAGAAGAACUGAGACCCCUCCUCCCUUGGUUAGGAGUGCGUGCGAAGGUCCACCAUGCACCAUGCAGCUAUGGGGGCCUUCGAAGGGCCGUAAGGAGGGCGUUCGUUUCGUUAACCGGUUUCCGCUGCAUGGUUCCCGAGCUCACCGAUAAUACAAUAUGAACAUAGAAUACUGCGAACCGAACAGAACAGACAGCCAGACACGUGCUUUACAAACGUGAGGAGCCAAUGCGUUGCCUCCUGCCUCAGCCAGCAUGCACAGCCGGAUGUUUAAGCAAGCUUAACUUUAACUUGUAUUCGACUUACCCGUACAAUUGGAUGGUGUUGUAUAAUAUUAAUAAGAAUAAACUUUAUUUAAAAACCCACUGUUCUGCAACGGCAAAUAGUUGUGCCA